AUGAUAGCUGGUAAAAAGUGUAAAAGAUAGAGAGGAAACUUCGUCGAGAUAUAUGGCCUAUGCAAACACAAACCCGCAAACACAAAUACAAAAAUUCCAGAUAAUCUAUGAAAAUUGUAUUAUUUUGUUUGAAAUAUCAUUGAAAUUUUUUAAUAAAUGAGUCUAUACACUGCAAUUAAUUUGAGAAAUAUCGUUUGUGAUUUUUAGUGAUCUUACUAGUAGAUGUCGCUUUGGUCAACAAAGUUCCAUUGAAAAGUUUAAAUCAAAAAUGUCAGUUGGAAGUUGAAAGGAGGCUGUUGGAUUGUUGAUAAAAUUUUUCUAAAUAUUGGAGCAGUUGAUCUUUUUGUUAAAAAGUGUUAUUUCACUGAGAAAUUUACUUCAAAUAUUGUGAGUUGUAUAAAUAACUCUUGUUUUAUCUCACAGGUAAUACAGAAUUGUUUUAACAUAUAAAUUUAUAUAACAUGAAAUAACUGCAUAACAAUUUUUAGUUUUAGCAAAACUUGCUAAAAGAAUGCUCUUAAAUUUUCUAGAUCGUCCAUGACUUGUGAUAUUAUGGCUCAUGCAGAAGUAUUCCAGUGUCCGUCAAAUAUCUCAUCCGAUUACAAAGAAAUUGUCUUCGAUACCUUGUGUAAAAUGAAAGACCAUGUUGAAGCCAGAGGACCAAGCUAUCAGUGGAAUUUGGAUGAUUUUGAAAUUGGUGCACCUUUAGGCAGAGGCAAGUUUGGGCGGGUUUACCUAGCCAGAGAAAAAACUACGCAUUAUAUGGUCGCGUUAAAAACUUUGUACAAAGUAGAAUUAAUGAAAGGACGCGUGGAAAAGCAAGUGAUGCGUGAAAUUGAAAUUCAAACGCAUUUAAGGCAUCCACAUAUUCUACAAAUGUUAACGUACUUUCACGAUCAUAAGCGUAUUUAUCUUGUAUUAGAGUUCGCAGCUCGAGGGGAAUUGUAUAAGGAAUUAAAAAGGCAACCAAAUGAAAGAUUCAAUGAACAUUUAUCUGCUAAAUACACUUAUCAAGUAGCAGAUGCUUUGGAAUAUUGUCACAGGAAUAACGUCAUUCAUAGAGAUAUAAAACCGGAAAAUUUAUUACUUACAUACGAAGGCAAUGUAAAAUUGGCGGACUUUGGAUGGUCUGUUCAUGCACCAUCAUCUAAGAGGAAUACAUUAUGUGGAACAUUAGAUUACUUACCUCCAGAGAUGGUAACAGGGCAAACGUAUGAUAUAUAUGUCGACCAUUGGUGUUUAGGCAUUCUCUGUUACGAAUUUCUUGUGGGUAGACCACCUUUCCUUAGCGAUUCGCAGCAAGAAACUUACGUAAAAAUAAAGACGAUAAAUAUACAAUGGCCGGAGCAAAUUACGCCGGGAGCUAAAGAUUUAAUAUCGAGGGUAAUUAUUCUUCUCGCACAUUGUAACUUUUUAUUUGGACAAAUCAUAAUUUUUCCUUUAAUUACAGCUAAUUAAACGAAGAAGCUCGGAAAGAAUUUCUAUGGCUGCUGUAAAGAAACAUUUUUGGAUAAUAAAAUACAAAGAUUUACAUUGA
Heterotrigona itama is the source of this 1537-nucleotide messenger RNA. Lineage: Eukaryota; Metazoa; Arthropoda; Insecta; Hymenoptera; Apidae. The record is from the annotation of a GenBank genome assembly.